AUGGCGAGUUCACAUACCUUCCAGCCCGACGACUCACUCCCCCAUCCACCAACUACACUCCAACAACAACAGCUAGCCACAAAACAGGCAGUCAUAUACAACAAGUCAGACAACGAUCACUCUCUCACUCACCCACAACAGACGGAGAAGCACAACAACACUGUUCUAUCUGCUGACGACCACGAGGAGUUGGAGGAAGAUUGCGAAGAGUUUUCGGACGACGACGGCUAUGAUCCAGAAGCUCCUGGAAUACCUUUUCCUCGCCGAGAUUCCGCUACUGCCAUAAACGAUGGUAUCUGGAACACCAAUAAUCGCGAAGAACGUCAACGCAUAAGAGAAUUCUGGUUACAGCUAGGCGAAGAGGAAAGAAGGAGUUUACUUAAAGUAGAAAAAGAAGCUGUAUUAAGUAAGUAUGAAGAUGACGAGGAAGACGAUGAAGAAGAAUGCGAUGAGGAGGAAGAGGAAUAUGAUGGUAGCUCGCAUGGAAGUGAAACGCGUAGAGAAAUAUUUGGAUUUGCAAAUAGCCUAACUGCAAAAGGAGGCAUCUUGACUGUGGCUGAUGAUCUCCUUAUGAACGACGGAAAGAAGUUUCUGGAAAUGAUGGAACGUCUGGCUGAACAUCGUCCAGUGUUAAGUAUUGAGGUAGCGACCGAACAGCAGCGUAUGGAGCAGAGUAAAAAAAUGUUUCAGGUCUUUGCUGCCGAAAUGUUUGGACAACGCGUCUUAGCUGCUUACAAAGAAAAGGUGGCUCAAGAACGACAGAAAAAGUUCUUGGAAGAACUAGAAGAAGAAAAUCGUUUAAAGGAAGAACCUAUGAAAAUGCAAAAGAUAGAAGAACGACAACGCAAGGAACAGGAACGUGCCGCAGAGGAAGCUGCUCAGCGUGCAGAACGCGAGCGUAAAGCUGAAGAAGAACGUAAAAGACGUGAGGAGGAACGUCAACGUAAAGAAGCUGAGCGCAGAGCUCGAGAAGAAGAGCGACUACGAAAAGAAGAAGAAAAGAGGCGAAAAGCAAGAGAGGAAAAAGAACGAGAGGAACGUCGUCGUAAAGAGCAGGAGGCGAAGGAGCGUAAAGAGCGUGAAGAACGUGAACAGAAAGAACAGCGAGAGGCGCGGAUGCGUAAAGAGAUAGAGGAACGAGAGAAGCGAGAACAGGAGGAAAGGGAACGAAAGGAGCGAGAAGAAAGACAGCGUGCGGUCUCUUUACCACUUACAAGAACUUUACCACAGCAAACGUCACUACAACCACAACAGCUUGACCGUAAACAGCGACCUAUUCCUCCUCCCAUUGGUCAAUCAUCAAUAACGCCAACGUCUGCUCAACAAAAUAUAACUUCCAAGCCAAAUAUGCCGAAUGGUGGAAUACCUGGAUGUCCUACAUCACCACAGUCGCCCUACGGCCCUCAACCAACGCCAGGUUUAAAUGGACAUAUUCCUUUGUCGGGUGAACUAAUAAAUGAGGGAUAUACAAACAAUAAGAAAGUAGUAAGCCCAAAUCUACAACAAACGAACACUAUAUCGGGAAUAAAUCCCAAUCCAUCAUUAUUUGCAUCGGGUCUGCCACCGAUGGGCCUUGGGGUGCAUCCUCAUCAACACGGCCCACCAGUAAUGCAUUCACAUCACCAGCAACUUCGCCAGCCGAUGCCUAACCCACGCGGAUAUAACCCCAUUGUUCCUAAUCCUCAUAUUCCCAUUCCGCAAUCUAAUGUAGCAUCAUCCAAUCUAGCGUUAUUGAAUGAGCCAGUGGUGAUUCCGUCAGCGACUGGUAUACCGUCGGCUGUGCCGCCAGUUGCGUCUAAUCCUAGCGCAACUUAUGCCCCAAUCCCUUUUGGUGCUCAGAAUCCAUUAACUACACAAACAUUCGAUCUUGGUACUCAAGUACGUCCACAACAGAAUUUAGCAAGUCCAGGAGUGAUGUCUAAUGUAAUACCUAAUCCAUUACCAAUUGGAUCUCGUCGAUUGAGUACCCCCCACGACGACACACACUUGAUUCAACCAAGUGUAUCAUCCAAGGCAAUACAUAGACCAGCGCCUAUACAACGACCAAGGAAAGGGUCUUCAGGCUCAAUUGGUACGCAGGUUGAACGUACUAUCUCACCACCACCCGGGUUUGGUGGAGUAGUUGGACCCAGCGCGUUGAGAAGUGAUGAAGAGCCUGUUGCACCGUUGUCAAGAAGGCAGAGCGCUGUUACUAGUAGUCCGCCGCAAUCUUAUUUCUCUAAUUCUUUAUUCGAGUCUGACUGGAGGUUAGUAAAAGUUUCCGGAAUUUCUACAGACCAAUUAAAACGGACAAUCACGUGA
Molecule: messenger RNA, 2301 nt
Organism: Paraglomus occultum
Lineage: Eukaryota; Fungi; Glomeromycota; Glomeromycetes; Paraglomerales; Paraglomeraceae
Source: the annotation of a GenBank genome assembly